Molecule: messenger RNA, 2626 nt
Organism: Plectropomus leopardus (leopard coralgrouper)
Lineage: Eukaryota; Metazoa; Chordata; Actinopteri; Perciformes; Serranidae
Gene: nectin3b
Product: nectin cell adhesion molecule 3b
Biological process (GO): heterophilic cell-cell adhesion; homophilic cell-cell adhesion
Cellular component (GO): apical junction complex; adherens junction
Source: RefSeq, a predicted model, not a curated record
CCACUGUUCAGCACAUACCGUUAAAUUGGCAUGCAGCCUACGCUCGGGUCCUGUAGCAGGAGCCUGCGCUGCUUUUGAAAAUGUUACCGCCUUCUCACCGGAGUAACCUCGGACAGCAGGGCAGGGUCGCAUUAUUUCACCUUUUGUGCAGUAUUACAGGUGUGUGGGGCAGUCAGGUAGUGGUGCCUCAGAGGGUGAACGCUGUGCUGGGGAAGAAUGUGACAUUAGAGUGCCGGGUUGAGGUGGGCGCAAACCUUACUCUCACUCAGAGUUCCUGGGAGCGCCGUCUGCCUUCAGGCUCUGUCACAGUGGCUGUCUACAAUCCCCGGUACGGAAUCUCCAUCCCUCCAGAAUUUAUCAAUCGCUUGUAUUUUCGCUCCCCCUCCUCGUAUGAUGCUACCAUUGUCCUGGGGAACGUGGGCUUUGCUGACGUCGGAAUCUAUACCUGUAAGGUUGCCACAUUUCCUCUAGGAAACACUCAAGCUUCCACCACUGUCAAUGUACUUGUGGAGCCGAAAGUCUAUGUGUCUGCAGGUUCAUCCGCCCUGAUCGAUGGUGGAAAUGAUACUGUGGUGGCCACCUGUAUUGCUGAGCGGGCGCGGCCUCCUGCUGAGGUGUCCUGGGAGUCCAACCUUUUUGGCCAGUCAGAAGUGCAGCUAUUUGACGAAGCCAACGGCACGACCAGCACACAAGUGAGCUACCUCUGGCAACCCACACGCCACGUCCAGGGCCACACACUCACCUGUGUGGUCCGCCACCCAGCUCUGCAGAGUGACUUCAGGAUCCCCUACCAGCUCAAUGUGCAGUUUGCUCCUGAUAUCUCCGUUGUUGGCUAUGAUGGAGACUGGUAUGUGGGUCGGGAAAAUGUGCAAAUGACAUGCAAAGCCAACGCAAACCCGCCAGCUAAUCACUUCAGAUGGAUCAGGUUGGACAGUGAAAUGCCAGAGGGGGUGGAAAUAAUAAAUAGCACUUUGCUCUUCCUGCGUCCCCUCCAGCGGAAUGACUCUGGAGUUUACAGGUGUGAGGUUGCCAAUGACAUCAACCUCCGCAGUCGGGAUGUGCGCAUUCUCAUACAAGAUCCUCCCACCAUGCCUUCCACCAUUACUGCUCCUGUCCUAACUGGCUCUGCCUCCUCCACCUUAGUCGAUGAUAAGGGGCAUGUUCUUCUCAGCUCCCCCACACUCGAGGCCCUUCCUGAGAGUAAUCUUGGUUCCAUAGUGGGUGGGGCUGUGGGCGGGGCCUUGUUCCUGCUUCUGCUGCUGUCUCUGGUUGGUGUGUGUUACCUACGAAAACAGCAAACCUUUCACGGGAACUACUACACCAAGCACUACCUGGGCCCCAACGACCUCCAGAAAGCCCCCGCUCAGCACGAGCUCCACCCGACCAAAGCUGGCAGCAGCUCCCAACAUCAGGACCACGACCGAGAGGAGUGGGGCGACCGCCAGCUCAAACAGGAGCGUGACCGACGACACCACAGCAACUUCAACGGAGAGGAGUAUCCCUCUAAUGGCUACACUAGGGCAAUGAGGGAGAGCAGUCAGCACAGCCAGCAGCAGAAUCACCACCGGGAACAUGCGCAGUAUUCUAGUCCACGGCAGCCCAGAUGUGCCAGAUAUCCUCAUUCACCUAAACUACAGGGAAAUGGCUCCCCCUACCUGUCAGAUGACUGCUACGAUAGCGGGCCCGAGGGCGACUAUGUCUCCCACACAGACGGGUCUGUCAUCUCACGCAGGGAGUGGUAUGUUUGACAAGCUACCUGGUCCUGCAGGAGCAGAGAUCCAAUGAAAAAAAAUCACAAGGUUUCAUUUAUCAAAUUGGGAAAAAAACACAUAAUUUCUCCUCUGCACACACACACUUCUACUAAUCUCAGCUCUAUAGUUCCCUGUUUUGUUCAAGCGUCCUGGUCGACACUUGAUACGUGGUGUUUCUGUUCUUGAUGUGGACGGACUGAAGACUGCACAGCCACUGUGACAGUCAUUAACAUGCUGACAAAAGUUGGCAUGUCACUAGUUUGUGUGUAGAGACUAACUAAAGAUCAUGAUGUACAUGCUGUCUCUGCCUUACUACAUGGGCUGCCAAUUUAUUUAGCAUUACUAGUGUCUUUCAGUAGAGGGGAAGCCCUGGGGGCUUAUGUUUUUUGUUUGUUUCUACAAAAUGUGACACUUGCGCAUUAGAAUUUGUAUGUGUUGAUAGUGCUUACACAGAUCUGUUUAAAAGACCUCUGACCUCUGAAAAUGAUUGGCUGAUGUUCGAGAAUAGUAAAUAACCCAUGAAUGGAAGAGAGAGAGAGUCACAGGUCUUUUUUCCAAACCUCAGUAGGACAUAGCAGAGGCAUAUAGGCUAAUUUAAAAACCGAUUUAUCCCAUUGAAAAAUCAGAGUUCCUCUAUGACUGAUAAUCUCUCCACUCUCAUUCAUGGACAUAUAAAACGUAUUGCACUGCCUUUUGCAAAACUUCAUAAUGGACGACCGCAUCAUUCAUUUCCUACUAAAAUGUCAACUCUUUCUGUAGCUUAUGGCGAUGGGAGACUGGUGAGCUUGAGGAUUUGACCACUAACGUCCCAAUAAUGGCCUAGAGUGGGAACCUUGAGAGCAUUUCUACUGUAAUGUGCGCGGCUCAUCUUUUAU